UGUUCCGAUAGUGAUUGCGCGUAGUGUUAUUGUUUUGUGGAAAAAAUUGUGAAACUUAACUAAAUCCUAUACGAUCAGUGAAAAUUUUCGGUUUAGUUUUUAUCUCUCUUCAUCUAUAUUUAUUUUUUUCGGGGAAUAUGGCAUUCUUGAGCGACGUACACCUGAAUGCCACGGGCCUGGGGCUCGGUCCCGCCGGCUGCAAGUCUUCGUGCCCGCUGUGAGAUCAUUCGUAAGGGUUGUUCGCGCAUUGGCCACAGCGGGGAGAAGACGCCACGUGUGGGCCUGCGUACUCCCGGGGGCGGGCGCUUUGCGCCGCCCCACAACUGCAUCUAUUUAAUACCGAAGUAAACUCGGCUCGAGGAUCAUCUAAGCAUGAUGUAGAGCCCGAUUUGGAACCUGACGUCUUUGCGCCAGAGCCGUUAAAGCCGUCAGAGCCGCCAAAGCCGUUAGAGCCCCCAAAGCCGCCAGGGCUGCCAAAGCCGUUGGUUAUAACCGACGCUGAUGAAGGCGCUCCCCAAGAACCGCUGACAAACAUUUAAUUAUUUUUCCAACACUAUCGUAUGGCGUGGUCAUAUCGGAUGGUAAAGCCUGAUUUUCGACUAAACAAGGAGCUUUGACAGCUCAAGUUUAGUUUAUGGAGACUAAAUAAACUCGUUCGAUCACGCGUCUUAGAGGAGACAUUUUCACCACAUCUUCAUUUUGCACGAGAUAGGUUCUCAAGUCGCUGACAUAAUGAAUUCAAGCGAGGAUGAGCCUUUAGUAAAUGCUAGACUUCGCCCGCGUCGUUCAACCAACAGCCCGCAGGCUAAAUCUACUCGGAAGGUGGAAGGCAGACCCUCGCAGGACAAAGUAAAACGGACUAGUACACCGUCCAAACCUCUGGCCAAUAAACCUGAAGAUCUCGUUACCAAGUCUGAUUCUACUCCUGCCCCGCAAUUUCUGUGCCCCUACUGCGAUAGGAAAUUUGCUUCAAAGCAAACUGGGUCCAAGCAUGUGCGCCGAGUGCAUAUGUCAAGUUCCAAACAAGAUGCCUUCUUCGGUUGCAUGCAUUGCACCCACGUUGAGGCGGAACCCAACGACAUCAUUCGGCACAUGGUGGACAGCCAUCCAAAUCAAUAUUUCGCCUGCCUCGACUGCCAAACCAGAUUCCUGUCGACUUCUGAACUAGCAGAGCAUAAGCUGAACGUUUGCGAAAGACAGAAACCUUAUCGUAGUAAACUACGCCAAAAGAGUGCGUCUUUGGCGAAAAAAUCGCAAAGAAAUGCUAACAUCGACAGAAAAGACGACUUCCGAACUGAAAAUGAGUACGUUGAAAAUCACGGAUUUAAUGGAAUUGUUAUCUCGUGUGAACUUAAACCAUCUCAGGUGCACGACGGCGCAGAUAUUGAGGACAAUAUUACAACGAAUUUAAUUUUGCCGCCCAGCAAAACUUUAGGUAAUAGUACAGUAAUAGAAAAGAAUGCAGUUAUCGUUUUAGACGACAUACAAUGGAACAAGCGAAUUCCUUCUAAUUUCUCAUUUCACAAUACAGACGCCGAUCAAAUUCUUUCUCGAUUGGGUGUCGUGCACCGAUCGCCUAGAACUGGUGAGUCGACUAGAAAGGAGUGGUUUAAAACUAUCGACGAUUCGACCCAGAAAUUUGAAAAGUGUUUCGAAACCAGCUUCUAUUCUAAAGUGGCCAGCAAUGUUGCUGAAAAUUUAGCCAAAUGCCUAGAUGGCUCGUUCAAUUUCAAUCCAGAUUUGGAGAACACUAUUAAGACCAGGAAGGCCAAAAAUAGCGUCGUCAUCAAUACUGCAGAAGGCUUUCCAAUACUCCUGGCGGGCGAACAAUAUUCCCGUAAUAUGUUCGACAGUUACAUGCCCAGAACAAUUGCUCCUAAACAUAAGUGGAAAUGGGAUAGCCUUGAAGACCGAACUCUGAUGAAUGCAGAUCAGAUAAAACGAGACUCACAUACAAAUAACUGCAUUAUAACGUUAGUCUCAAGUUUGGAUAUAUGGACCCAGUUGUGUAUGCGAAGAAAAUAUGAAUGUAAAUUUAAUAUUUCACACGUUGAAAAGAAGACUGAAAAACAAAAUAUUAUUGACAAAGAACUGAAAGACAUACUCGAGAGCAGAGAGAUACCGACAACAUCGACGCAAUUAAUCAAAUACUCAAACAAACCAGCUCCGGCUAGAGAUGGACUAGAGUUUCCUAGUUACUUGGGCCUGGCGCCCACAGCUCCUACAUACGACUUGCCACCUGCCGUGCUGAGCGGCGAGUGGGUGCGGCCCAGGUGCUACGUGUGCUGCGCGUGCGGGGCGCAGACUCGCGACUCGAGAGCCCUGUCCUUGCAUAUCUCCAACCAACAUCCCAAUGCUCAAGUGCAACAUUACGAGAUAGUGGGAGAGCCCCUGCUAAACGCUGACAUUCUGAAGCAUUUAUACGUGCCCCCGAGCCAGGUCAGCAACAGAACCCGCCCACCCAGGGGAUUCAGGGAUUGCACAAAAUGCAAGAAAUCCAUUACUCUGAAAGAAUUGCAUCAACACAUGCUGGAUUGCGCCGGAGAUACACCAGCGGUGCGCAGGAAGUGUAGAUACCGCCCCUUCGGAGUGCGCCGUCGACGUCCACGUCUGCCUGACAACGUCAUCCGAAGAAAAAUUCGCAAGGAUUUACGCAACCGGCACAAGCAAAAGAAUCUGAUGAGACCAAGACAGAAAAUAAGGAGUGAAGUCGGUGAUGCUGAAACCAUUCGCAAAAUGAUUGCAGACUUACCUGCAAAACGGCAUCGCGUUAUGAUUAAUCCGUUGAAUCCUUCAUUACGACCUCGUCGAAAACUUGAUAAACAAAGAAGCAAGCUACUCAUCAAACACCGCUCAACUGAUGACCCAAAAAGCCGAAAGUUGAGAUCUAUUAAAGAAAUCAAUAAUGCAACGAAUAUGCCUCCUAAAAAAGAGGAAGAUAGCAAAAUAUUUACCAAUAAAGAUGAUGAUGACAACAAACCUCUUAAGCCUCUAACGAGGAGACCAGUGAGGGAAGAUAAGAAUAACCGUCAUUCAGAGACUAUCAAACGAAAGACUGUGCUGAGCAGAGCCAAAAGAAAAAUCCAGAUGAAAAAUUCUAGCAUGGGAAAAUCACUAGACCCUGAUAACGCUAGCACAAACAGCACAUCGCCCAACGAUGCGUUUCCAAAUAAUGAGCCUCAAAAAAUAAACGUAAAUAAUAGCUCAUUUAGCGCCAGGCAGCAUUCUGGCCGGGGUGGCAACUACCAAAAAGGUAAUAAUAACCAACGUGAGAACUAUAACCGAGGCAACAGUAGCCGCGAUAACAACCGUGGAAACGGUAGUCGAGGUGGCGGUAAUCAAGGAGGCGCCAACCAAGGUAACCACAGCCGAGGUAACAGCCAAGAUGGCAGAGACACCAAUAAUAGAAACAAUAACAAUAGCAAAAAUGAUCCAUCAUCCACGGACGAAAAUAAUCCGCGAAAAAAUGGAAAGACAGAUAACAAAACAAAUAAGUCCGUUCAAUCACUUGAAGGACAACAAGAUACCAAGGACACAACGCAACAUCAGCCUACAAGGCAAGUUGAACUCAUUGAAAAUGAAGCAGCAGACUCAAGAUUAGAUAAACCACCUUUACCUUGUAAUCAAAAAGUUCCUAUAGACCCUCAAAAAAGUAAAUCUAGUAAAACGCGCAAGGGCAAGGGCUUAAACGAUUGCAUAGCUAUGUUAAAGCACAAACUGGACCCUGUUCCAAAUAACAAUGAUCUGACUGAAAACGAAGCAGCCGAUACAGCGGCCGAAUCAGAUAUUGGUCCCGUAGCAGAUCAGGGUGAUCAACUCGAAAGUGCUCCUGCAGAUAACGAAUCUGAUAUUCCUGAAGCGGCUCCAAAAGAUGCGCAACCAGCCACUGCGGGGGAUGCUCAGCCAGCCGCUCCCAAAAAUGUUCAACUAGUUCCUCCUAAAGAGGCUCAAGCAGUCCCUCCCAAAGAGGCGCAACCAAUCCCUCCCAAAGAGGCUCAACCAGCUGCUAAUGCGACUGAUCACGAAAGUUCUCUUUCCCAAGAAAAUGAAGGUUCUAAUAAUAAGGCAUCGGCUCAACCUGCUAUUCAGCCCACUGGUAGUAUGGAAGCUCGCCCAGCUUUGGGCGUAACACAUUCAAUUGCAAAUCUGGCUGCUAACCCAGCGCCUGUCCCUUACCCAGUGCUGCAUCAUGCUGAACAGGCCGCAAUGAAUUUGGCUACGAAUCCAGUGGCACAUGUUGCUGCGCACUUGACCUCGCACGCAGUGGUUCAUCAUGUGUCGAAUCCUGUGGCACACCUCGCGGCGAACCUGGUCGCACAACCGAUGGUCCACCCGGCUGCUCACUCCGCAGUUUUGUCAGCCGUACAACUGGCAGCUCAUUCGGGAGUUCAUUUAACACCUCAUCAAGCCAAACAAAUAUCUGCUCAGUAUAUGAAUGAAAAUGCAAUCGAUACAAAUCGAUAUUUCUUGCCAGGAGCCACUUUCGAUCGCAAAAUAGAUCCAAACCCGGCAGAAGUUUUCUCCCGCUCAGUGAUACCACGUGAAAUGGAGUAUCAUUACAAAAACAAUAUAACUCAACAGAUGGCUCUCGAGCAAGUUGCUCUCGGCCUAACUAUGAAUAAAGAACAAGUCAUGACGCCAUCAAAGGAAGGUAGUUCCAAUUAUAGCAGAAAACAAAAACAGGCUUCACCUAACAACAACGAACCUAAGAAGACGCCUGCUAAAAGAAAAUCAACACGUCUGAAGGCAUCAAAUGCUCAACGUAAUGUUAAAAUGUUUGGAUUACCACCACAAAUUGAAAUCAUUCCACAAACAUCUACAGGAAUACCAAUACAAAAUCCCUCGCACUUGGUGGUUCCAUUCCAUGAUCAAUACGCCAAUUUAAGAAUAAGCCCGGAAAUUGAGAAGCAAAAGAAACGAAAACAAGCAGCUUCCGUUCAAAACGAAACAAUGAAGCAAUCUGAAUUUUACAAAGACUCGAAAUCGCCCAGAAGAGCGGAAUAUCACCAUACUUAUGAUAUGUCAGGAGGGCGCCUCAUUGAAAACAAAUCAUACCAACCUGCAGCUGCAAGUAUCGAGCAGAGUUCGUUGAUCGAGCAACGGGCAUUUUCUGAACAUCGGUCCGCUGUAGAGCAGAGAGCCGCUGCGGAACAACAGAGACUCAUUGCUCAACAUAGAACACGUUCAGAUCAGGCGUUGAUGACAGAAAUGAGAGCAAACUCUGAACAGAGGGCUGAACAGAGAUCAUACCAAGAACAAAGGUCACUAUCUGAAUACAGACCUCACCCUGACCAUAUAACGCUGCCAGAACCACUGACACUUGCGGAACAAAUAUCAUUAUUUGAACAAAGACCCUUCCGAGAUCCGAGAGCUUACCCUGACCCGACGUACUCUGAGCGAAGAAACUAUCCUGAUCAAAGGUCUUACUCUGAACAUAGAGCGCUUCACGAACAAAGGCCGUUUUCAGAAUUACGAUCACAUGUAGAGCAUAGUCUGUAUACUGAACAGCGACCACAUCCUGAGUCAAGGUCUUACAAUGAUCAAAUGGCCUACCCCGACUUGAGAGCGCAUCCUGACCCGCGACACGUGGAGGCUUUGUCGCUAUCCGAACAGAUGGCCUACGCAGAACAGAGAGCUUAUUCGGAACAAAGGCUAUACUCUGGUCAGAGAGCAUACGCUGAGCAACGCUCAUAUCCCGAUCAGGCCAAAUAUCCCGAACAGAUAAUAUGCUCGGAGGUAAGAACAUACCCAGAACAGAGGCCAUACCCUCAACAGCUUUACCCGGAACAGAGGCAAGUGCCGGAACAAUUGUCUUAUGCUGAAGGACCCACUCAAGAACAGAUAGCAUAUGCAGAACACAGACUAGUUGCCGGACAAAUGGCAGAGCAACCAUUAUCAAAUGAACAAAUGUUGCCUCCCGAGCAUAGGCCGUUAACUAAGAGGAGAUCUUCAAAAGAAAAGAAAUCAGCUUCUGAACGAAGGUCUUCAAAUGAGCAUUGGCCACCUUAUGAAAUGAGACCAUUAAGUGAGAAUUUAUCCAUGCAGGAUAAAAAGUUAUUGAUUGAGCAGCACGCCGCAAGUGACUUAAGAUUGUUGAAUGAGCAAUUGGCUGAUCAAACCACAUCUAUUGAAAGACGUCUUUCUUCUGACCGGCGGCUGUCCAGUGAGCACCGAUUAUCUACCGAAAGCCGGCACUCUAGCGAACACCGGCUAUCUACCGAAAGCCGGCACUCCAAUGAACAUCGGAUGUCUAGUGAACGGCAGCUCGUCAGUGAUCUUCGAAUGACUGCAGAGCGUCGGCUCUCUGGUGAACCCCACCACCAACCUGAACAACACCUGUCUUGUGAACGCCGCCUCUCAAGCGAGCACACGCUCUCUGCUGAACACCCGCUAUCCAGCGAACACCGUCUGUCUAGUGAGCGCCCACUCUCUACUGAACACCGACUGUCUAUUGAACGAAGGCCUUCGUUUGAUCGGGGACAAACAAAUGAAUAUAAAUCAGCAUAUGAACAUAGACCAUUAACUGAAAGACGGCUUUCAUAUGAACGACGACCUUCAUAUGAACCUGUCCAACCAAGUGAUCGAGCACCAUCAAAUGAACCAAGGCUCUCAAAUGAACACAAACUUUCAAAUGAAAGCAGACAUACUGAUGAUCCGAGACUUUCAAACGAACAAUAUCCUAUUAAUGAACAGAUAGUUCCAAAUGAAAUGGCGCGUUUCAAUGAACGCGGUAUCGUUAACAGCAACAUUAAUCAGGAAAAUGAAACAAGUGACCUGAGUCGUAAUCAAGAACAGUGGUCAAGAAGCCAGCAGUUGAUUGAUCAGAGAGCAGAUAACGAACACAAACAAUUCAUUAUGCGAUCUAUUGAUGAAGAAACAUUAUUAAAUGCAAAUAGAGUGUCAGAACAUAGGUCGCCUACUGAGCAAAAGCCAAUAAUUGAUCAAGAGCUAAGAGCCCAGAAUAUAUCCGGGAAUGAGAACGAGUCAUUAAUAGAUCAGGAAACUUAUAGUGAAAGAAAUUCAGAGACUGAUGCUUACGUGAACGUUGGUAAUCAUUCAACAAGCAUGUAUCGCGAAAGUACUUCGACGCCUACUAACUCCGCCCACUCAGAUCGUGAUCUAACUAAGACACCAAGUGAACCUUAUGUUGAGAGUAAUUAUCGUAAUGUUUCAUCAGAUAUACCACCGGCCCAUGCCAGCACUAACGUCGGGUCCAUGAUGGAGACAGGUCCUCUGGAUUUGUCUGGGAGGACAGUACCAGUGCAGCGUCCCUCACCGGUACCCGUACCUCAGCCAGAAACUUCCGUAACUAGCAGCAGCUAUGGCACGUAUUGCACUUUAGAUUUAUCUAAUAAAAAUACGGAUAGACAAACAUUGGUCACUGAAACUGAUAUGAGAAAUGUCGUUGUAGACUUACGUGUCAAAGCGCCUGCCCAGUCGGAUAUCCAAAUACCUGAUGAAAGAAUUGACAUAAAUUCAAAAUCUAUUGUGAAAAAAAUUGCAAACGCUACCGACUUGACAGUUAAACGAUGUGCAGAUGCAGACUCGCCGAAAGAUUUGUCGGUGCGGAGAUCAUUGAGGUCAGAUUCUGUGGAUAAAUAUGAAGAAAAUAUAAGUUAUGAGGAGAAUGAAGCUACCGACUUGUCUAACAGAGUCGUACCCGAAAAUGAAACCGACGAUUUUUCAAAAAUAAUUAGUCCCCGUUCAGAUUUACCAACUGAUUUAUCAAGUCAAAACGAUGAAAAUUCUGAAUUACUUGACGAGCCCGAAGUUAAAGCUAUUUGCGUUUCAAUAGACUUGACAGCAGAUGACGAAAACAUUGUUGAUAAUCUGAAUACUGAGGAUGUUAAAACCAGUAUAGUACCACAAAAUAAACAAUUUCAAUCGAAUGAUAUAAAAAAGAUUGAAGCAAGUAGUGAUUCAUCUAGCGGCGGCUUAGUGAACGAUUAUUCGAACAUACAUCAGUUUAAUAGAAAUGCACCAAAUGUAAAUAAUGGUCCAGACACAAACACUGUACUGGAUAUUGCGUCACAGGCAAGGAGCUCGCACCUCUAUUCUGUGGUAACAACACAGUCUGAAAUGAAUGUUACAAGAAACGUACUUAGUGACCCAUCCUACAGUAUACAAAAUUCUACAAACAUGCUACCGACCACGUUAGGCUCUGCUGUAAGUGAUGCAAUCAGGAGCCUUCCCGUGUAUACCUUACCAAACCCUGUAAUGGCUUCAACUAUGCAUAAACAUGAAAGUACGGUGCCUGUUUACACAUUGGCAAACGCAUGCAUAUCUGUAACUAAGAUAGAGUCGUCUAACUCAGCAACACUAACGAAUACUCUUCUCAGUAUUGCGGGUACGACAAUCGCAAACACUACUUCAGUUUACACACUGGCUGGUACUACUAUAGGAGCACCUUUGAAUUAUGGAGCACCACAAAAUAAUAGCUCCGCGGUAGGAUUGCUCACGGGCAAUACCCACAUAAACGCAGCUGGUUCAAGAGAUCAAAAUAGUAAAAACGAUACAGAUGCACUAAGUCAGGACGCUGCUAUUUCAGCUAACAAUGAAACCUUGGAUCCCGAAAUAGCAAGAAAGAUAGCAAUGUUACCAAAGGAACUUGUAGAAAUUUUAGGAACCAUGCCCGCUGAUCACAGAAACCAACUACUUAAUGUCCUACCGCAGUACGUGUCCACUUCAACGGCGACAUCAACGAACCAAGGCGAAAGUAAUGUAGCGAUGUACGCAAAUGCCAUGUCUAACCAAUUCCACCAAGCAUCGACUUCGAGUCAUAUGGUUGCUGCAGAACAUGACAGCUUAUUAAACAUGCAAGGGUUCAUGCCAAAUUACCAAUUACAAUCAAAUAAUCAGCAAUGUACAACUCAGUUCUUGAGUUCGUUUAAUAUUGAUAAAAAUCUACCCAUGUCAUAUCUUCAACAACUACAAGUGCCGCCUCCUCCGCCGCCGACGCAGCAGGCGCAACAACUGCUGCAGCAGCAAUCACAGGCGUUGCUGCAGCCGCAACCACAGCCAAUGCUGCAGCCGCAAUCACAGGCAUUGCUGCAACCGCAACUACAGGCAUCGCUGCAACCGCAACUACAGGCAUCGCUGCAACCACAACCACAGCCAUCACUGCAGUCGCAAACUCAGCAAUUGCUGCAGUCGCAAACUCAGCAACUGCUGCAGUCUCAACCGCAGCAACUGUUGCAGUCGCAGUCACAGGCACUGCUGCAUUCGCAACCGCAGCAACUGCUGCAGCCGCAAACACAGUCAUUACUGCAGUCGCAACCGCAGCCAUCACUGCAGCCGCAAUCACAGGCAUUGCUGCAGGCGCAAUCACAGGCGUUGCUGCAGGCGCAAUCACAGGCAUUGCUGCAGCCGCAAACACAGUCAUUGCUACAGUCUCAAACACAGUCAUUGCUGCAGUCGCAACAGCAGCAACUUCUGCACUCGCAACAACAGCAACUGCUGCAGUCGCAAUCACAGCAUCUGCUUCAGUCGCAGUCACAGCCACUGCUGCAGUCGCCGCCACUGCUGCAGUCGCAACAGCAGCCACAACUGCAGUCGCCGCAACUGCAGUCGCCGCCAUUGCUGCAGUCGCAACAGCAGCCACAACUGCAGUCGCCACCACUGCUGCAGACGCAAUCACAACUGCAUCCCCAAUUACUUCAGCAGCCUCAGCUGCAUCCCCAACUUCAACACCAGCAACAUUUACAACCACAUCCAUGUCUCCAGCCACAGGGACAGUUACAGCCCCAACAGAUACAACAGAUGUCGCAGUAUUCCAUGCGGCCUCCCCCUCCACCGCCCCCUCCUCCACCACCCCCACCCUCUAAAAAUACCUUUAUUCCACCAUUGCCGCCAAAUCCACCACCGCCAUUGUAUCCGUCACUCUUACCAGUGAUAAAAGUAGACAAUAGCACGGACGAAGAUGUCAAACCCCCGGUGAUGCCCGUGGAAGUAAAAGAAGAUAUAGAUGCGGAAAAUAGAGAAAGUGAAACUAAAUAUCAACCAGGCACAUCGACAGAGCCACAAAAUGACAAUGAAAGCCAAAAUUCGAAUGAAGAUAGAGUCAUUGAUUUGACGGAAGAUGAAAAUUCACCUAGAAGUGAUGACUCUUCCAACGUUGCGGAAGACCUAACUAAGCCCGUAAUUCCUUCGCAACAAAUAAAUAACUACGUCGCUUUAGUGAUAACACCCAAGCAGAAAACUCUUAAUGAUAAAACAGCCAGCCUAAGAGCAGUACGUAUUAAAGCGCCGUCUGAACGUAAAAAAUCUUUAUCUGAGAACUCAAAUCAAAACCAGUCAAAUAGUGAAUCAGAAGUUACAAUAAUAAGAAAACCUGCCGUUGGAGAAGCUAUUCGACCAACCCCAAAAGUUGCAGAAGAACGAAAAGUAGUAAAGUGCCUAGAAUCUCUCGUUGAACGACCAUCUUUAACAAAUACCUUAACGGAGUCAAGGCCAGUACCUAUUAUUGAUCAAGGUCAGGGUUCAGAAGAGGAAGAUAACAAAAUUUUGCAGUGGAAAAUAUCAUCAGCUAUCCAGCAAGCUGAAAUAACCAGCACUCAACAGAACAAUAAAAAUAAAGCACUACCGUUUAAACCUGUAACUACAGUUCCACCCACAGGAUUAAAAUUGAGCACCGAAAAAACAGUUAACGACGAAUCAUCACCACCUUUACCUACCGAACCCGUAGUAAUCAAAACAGACAAAGACUCAAAUCUCGACAAAACAAUUCAGAAGCCAAGCAAUGUAACAUCGUCAAUAUCAAGACAAGCUAACCAAGUUGAAAGGUCACAACAUACUGAAACUGUAAAUACUAAAUUAAUGGAAGAAACUCGCCGGUUAAAAACCGCAGUUGACAAUAAAAUCUUGAACAUCAGCAAUUUAGUCAGAAAUAAUAUAGUUGUAGAAAAUAUAACUUUAGAACAAAUGCCGAUACCUAAAAUGCGACAUGAACCAGUAAUAGUUAAACAGGAUAUUGCACCCGAUGAUGAAGAGUCUGAUGACGACGUCUCGCUUGCAAUUAUAGUGAAAAACCGUGAUCAAAACAAAAAUAGUACGCAAACCGCUACAGUACCGGAAACCAGACCAGUUAAUAAUAACACACUGGAUAAUAAAAUAAAGGAACAAAAAGUAUUGAAAGAAUCCACAAACAAUUUAAGCAAAGAAGGAACUAAUGAAUCAAGUGCUAAUGUUAAUAAGCAUGAAAUUAUCUGUCACGACCGUAACAGGACAAACAUACUAGGAAAAGAUAAAUCGACUGCACACAUCGAGGAGUGUUCGACAGAAAAUGCUCAUAAACAGUCUAAGAAAAGUGGUACACAUUCUAAUUGUGUAAUAAAUAUUGAUAAACUUCAAAAGACAAUUAGUAAUGUGACGAAAGAAAAUGAUACUGUGGCAGCUGAGAAAAUUAUUACAGAAAAGACUGCAACCUCGGCCGAGUUGCAGACGAAAGAACCUCAAGCUGUAAACGUGAUGACGUGCCAGCAAACUACUUUGUUGAAAACUAGUGACAAAGGCGAAAAUAGAUCUACUACUAAGUCGUCAGAAACUGAUGACCGGCGCGACAAUAUCACGAUGAACAGCCAAAAAGACAAACAUAAGAAGAAAACUAGUUUUAGUGCAUCAUCGAUCCAAGUAUCCUCUGAACCGGGCAAUCAGAAACUCGAUGACGUCAAAUGUUUGGAUAAGACAAAAGUAUUAAUAGACAAUCAAACUGAAAACACAAAUAUAGACAUUAAAACAAGUGGCACUAUGGACGGGUCAAAUAAUUUCAAAUCAAAUGUAGAUGACAGUGUUCAACAAGUAGACCACAUUGAAAAGAACAAAAAAGCAAGUGACAGUCUUGCGAGUGAUUUGCAACUCUGUACUGAAGUUGACGAAAACAGCUUGACGCCACUGCGGCGCAGUCGGCGAGGAAAAUCCAUGUUCUUGGACAGCGUUUUGUCUGAGACUGAUAAAGUUGAAGUGCUUGAAGUUUCUUUGGAACAUAAGGCGCCACUGACUAAAAAACAACUUAUAUUUUCUAAAUUGUUGCUAGAUGAAGAAAUUCAGAGCGGACCACAAGCUCACUCUACACCUGAAAAAAGCUUAGUCACUGUCAACCGUGCUGAAACGCAUGAAAACCUUACACUUACUAGGAUUACUCCACCUAUAAGCGAUGUAGCUGCAGAAGAAACUCAGGAACAUGAUCUGGGUAAAUCUAAACGAACGAAAAGAAAGAAAUCGACUCAAUUAAAACGUAAAGGCAAAAAAAGGAAAUCGUUUGAACUACAUAAAAAACAGGAUCUCUCUCAGAAAAUAAAGAAAAAGUCGAGAGUUAGAGUACAGUCUGAGAGUUUUCUUAGUAUUGAUCUAGGACAACAAAAGUCUAGUACAGAAAAUAAAGAACAAAAUCUUCACACUCAUAAAACAAUAGAAACCAGUCACAGUGAUAAAAAGGAUUUGGAGGCGACUUUUGAUAAAUUAAAAUCUGUAUCUGACAUCCCUUCUCCAAAUGAAAAAUUAAUUACUUCAGGAGAAAAAAGAAAAAUUGACGAUUCGGCCAUUAAUGAUAGUCAAACUCCAAAAACAAAGAGGCUUAAAUUCUUAGAAAAUAAUGAAGAAAACUUGGACGAUUACACUUUGAAAUCUAAAUGUAAGGAUAAACUACCUACAACAUUAGAAAAGCGCCCCACUUGCUACAUGCCGGCAGCGAGACGAACACGGUCCAAGUCUGUCAUAGUUAAAUCUACGUCAACUGAAUUUUAUGACCCUUAUGAUAUUGAUUUGGACGACAUGAUAGAAAAACCCGAAUCGUUCAGGAGCAAGCUUAAUGUUACAGAUAAAAGUUUACAUAGUUUUAAAAUACAAAACCAAAAUAAAUGUAAAAGUAAAACAGAACCCAGCAAAACCCACAGUCUAGUCAAGAAGCCAUCAAAACUUUCUGAUUACUCUGCUCAUCUUGAGGAGAAACCCGCUGUUUGUAGCAAGGCCAACGUUACUGAUUCAGAUGAUUCCUCUAAGAGUGACGUUCCUUUAAAGAAAUAUAUAGAACAGAAAGAAAGAAAAAGUCUAAAUUCUGGUAAAACUGCAUCCAGUAAGCGUUUCAAUAAUAAACAAAAUAUAAAAGGAAACAAAGAUUAUAAGAAAACUCGACGAACUCUUACUCACCUGAAUGAUGUUAAUAAAUCCAGUACUCCUAAUGAUGCCGAAGAACUAAGAUCUGAAAAGUUUAUGGAAAGCUUUGGUUUCUUCUCACAAAGAAAGCCUCGUAAAUCUAAUUUAUUAGCGUCUAAAAAGAUAUCUGAAACAUUCCAUAUAAUUGCCAAUGAGAGUGAUGACGCUUACUUUGGUUCUAAAAAACGGACGACCAAGCGAUCGCUACAAAAUGAAAAUAAGAGAAUUGGUGGGGAUGCCAGAACAAGACGACUUAUUACAACAAAAAGAAAUAUCAAGAGAAUUACGAAGACCAAAAAGAAGGUGUUCUUGCCCCCCAUACCAAGCUUUUGUCGGCUAUGUAAAAAAGAAUUUGGGAGGCCCGAUAACUUUUUACGACAUCAAAUGACAGUAUUACAUGUAUCAAGAUUGUCCGAGUUAGAAUUAAAAAUGAGGACGAUUCCCAUAAUUGAGAAACCCAAUUACCUUAUAGAGUACAAGCAACAGCUAGAUCGAAUUAAAAUGCUUACGAAAAAGUUAGCCAACCGCAAAAAGAAUUCCAAAUAUGCCAAAAUAAAAAUUCCUUCUUUAAAUAAAAUUUUAGCUAAAGUAAACAAAAAAGUGAGGGAACAACAACUUGCUCAACGACCGCAAGUGCUGAGUCGGGAUGAAGCGCUUUUCUUGGACUGCUGUCAGCUGCUGAAGGCCAACAAGAGUGAAGUUAAUCCUAGCGAUAAGGCAGAGUUUGCUAGUGCGGCCAAUCACUUCCCGUGUUCCGAGUCAACAGUCAAAGAAUUUGAUUUACUGGAAAAACCUAUCAAAGGCGAUGGCGAUGUAGAUUCUAUAACAGCUAAAAAUAUUCUUGAAAGUGAAGAAGUUAAAAAUUUGGAAAAGGAUUUAAUCUCGGGUCUCAAAGAGGCUGCUAAUGCUAGCUCACUAAAACCAAAAGUUGUACGCAGUGUUAGCGACGUUGGGCUGGAUCAGACUGAUGACGAUCAUAUAGUUUAUCCAAAUGCAAAACCUGAGGAACCAAAUCCUGAGCAAAUUGAGCCUUACCCACCAUCAAAUCCCACGAAAGCGAAAAAACAAGAACCUAAAGCGAAAAUGUAUCCUGACAUCAUAGAUCCUAUAGACAUGUUUGAAGACAAAUUCGACAAAAUUAAACGAAAAUGUAGAUCCCAGGCGGCGGCGGCAAAACAAACACAACCUCCUAUUGAGAACCGGCCCAGUUACAAAUGUCGGAAGAAGUCGGAGAAGAAGAAAGCCAAGAAAAAUUCAAAGAAAAGUCAUCAAAGCUCACAGGUGCUUACAAAAGGCGCCUUGAAAGGAUUCGACGGAAUUAAGGUAUCUAUCCCAACAUCAGAUAUUAACAUGUCUGCUAUUGUCCCGUCUCUAACGCCGAAGAAGAAGAAAAAGACUAGUUCUAAAAACAAAAGGGAAAAGGUAUCCGAGUUCAGCGGAACAUAUGACAGUCAACGAAAUGCUGGAAAUGGCACCACCUCGCAAAAAGAAGUAGAUGUGUAUGAAUUUAUGGACAAUGAAGAAGCUGUUUUUGAAUUCAGACCUUCGACGUUAAUGGAAAGAUUUAAAAGCAUAAGUUAUAAGGAAACCCCCGGAACAUCCAAAACUAAGCAAGCAGCUGAUGAAGUGGACGAAUCUAGUGACAGUGCUUCGGAUGGUGACGAUUUCGUUUACAUGUCUGAUGAUUACGUUUGUAGUGACGAUGAAACUGAAAACAGCCUGAUGUCUUGUGAACUCAGCAAUGGCAAGGUCGGAAGUGAAUUCAAGAAGAAUAUAUCUCCGUUAAAACGUAAAGACGCGGUAGAGAAAAACGCUGUUAUGGGCAAAAUAUUUAAACACAACGCAGUGCGCACUGAUAAGAAGAGUACGAAGAUAAAGGAGACUGCUAAACCAAAGGCAAACCUAGACCAAUUAUUUGACAGCUUACUUGAGGAAGAGCUGAGCACGUCUGCGUUAAAUAAGGAAGCAGAAUUACCCAAACAUGAAGAUAUUAUCCUAUCGAAAAAACCAGAUCAUGUAUCCUCUAAACAUGACAAGUACAACCAUACGCUCUCCACCAGAGAUGACACUUCUACGAGAAAAUCAAAAAGCCCAACACGUAAACAUAGUGUAUCGCCCCCGAAAGAAUUCGAACGACCAUCCCUUAUAGAUUAUGGACCAUCAACUUCGAAAGCAGCAGCCCUAGAUUUUGGACCUAGCACAUCUAAAAAACGUGACAUUAUUUUGCCAAAAGACUUUAAACCUCACUUACCGAAGAAACACGAGACACCAUCAUUGAAGAAACACGAAUCAUCACAAAAGUACACGAGUGUUAGAGAUGACGAACCUGAACUGUCCAAAAAUCAAGUUAUAUUUACUAAGAAACGUGAAUCGAAAGAAAAAAUAUUAAAAGAAAUGUCACCACCGAGUAAAUUAGAUGAAGGUAUCAGUACUAGCUACGAUUACAACGCCGACGUGUUCGAGCAGAUACAGUACGAUGAUAUGGGAGUAGCGAGGCAGAGGGCACGCCGGAAAUGUACCGUGGGGAAACAGAACGUGCUGGCCGAGACUUGGAGUUCGGAGUCCGAGCCUGACGGCGUGCCGCCGCGGCCCAACAGCGCCGAGUCCGUGGUGAUGAGCUCGGCCCGCAGGAAGAAGGGCAGGAAACGAGAUGGACAUCAUGCCAGCACGCGGCGAGUCAACCGGCACAUUUCUUUUAAAAAACAAGAUUCUGAAGUGAGAUCACAUCGCAAAACGAGCACUGAAGCUGGUCCCAGUCGAGUGAACGGCGCCUCGGAGGCGGGGGUCAGCGUCGACCCGUACGAGGCGCCGGCGGCAUCGACGUCGUCGGCGCGGCCCCGCACCACGGCCUACUACAACUGGUCGUCGGAGGGCGACGAGGAGUCGGAGCGGCUGCAGCAGCACGGCUGGAUCGUCGGCGACAGCCACAAGAAGCUCGUCACCAUGCUCGCGCACGCCAAGGGCCGCAAGAAUAAUCAUGACGACAAACGACACUUCGUUGAGUAAGAGUUUUAGUUUAUUUUACUUUGUAAGGUUAGAUUAUAUUAAUCUUGUAUAUACUGUACAUAAUAUUCUAGGUCUUUAAAAAAUGUAAAAUUUCGACCAGAAAUUUAUAAAGCUACAUAUAAUUAAAUUCAUUUCUGUAAAUAUGUACAUUUAUAGAGUAUUCAGUUAAAUUUCUGAUUGAAAUGUUUAUUUAGCGAAUUUGCAUUAAUUUUAGUAUUUGUUGAUUUAGUGACAAGGGCAUUUUUAGUUUAUACGCGUUGUCUGUUGUAGAAUUUUAUUGUAUCAGGUAAUUAGUAAGUUUGUCCACACGAGUUGAUUUUGGCUCUCGACGACAAGUGCCAUUUGGUUUGGGAAUCAAGACUAAAGAAAUUGAUCUCUUGAGCAAUUGGUUACUCACUGACGUAGCUAACACUGAAGUGACGGACAGUUGAGCAAAUUAGUUUUUGUAGAAAGCUGCGUACCAGGAAAUAAUCUUGAAAAUAACCUGUUGUUAAUCCUAUAAAUGUAUAUGUAGUCAAUUCAAUAAGUACAUGUACGUGUGUGCCCUUUCAAUUAAUAAAAUAAUAAUUAAAGCUUCGUCAUAAAUGUUGCACUUUAUUCGCGAUUGCAAUUUUCACGUGAUAACCACUUUUUUAGAAACUUAGUAUUUGUACAUGUAUUCGAAUGAAACGAUUUCAAUUUAAAAGUAGUUAAGUAUCGAUAAAACAUAAGUGUUUACGUGAAUAUACUAAUGUGAAAAUUACUAAUAACUACAUAGAUUUGUUCAUGAUAGUAUUGACUAAAAAUGCCUCCUGUCCCUAUUUAAUUAUGUAGUCAAUAACUAGAAAAUCAAUGGGGUGUUUGACUUUCAUCAAAAAUAUUUACUAGAGCAUAUAAAUGCUAUAUUCAAUAUGUGUUAGAAGUUUCCACUAUUGCUUGUCCUUUCCAAAAAGUAGUCAAAUACCCUGUUCUCAUGAAACACUAUAGAUUCUUCAAAAAGCAUAAUAAGUAAUAUUACUUUAAUUACGCAUUUGAGUAGAAGAAUUCGUUUUGAGAAUCUAAAUUGCAAGUUUUGUUAUUGACUGAUCGUCUUGAGUAGUUAGUGAUGUUGUACGAUUGUCUAGCGACGCUGGUACCGGGGUUCUAUGCGUGGUGCGUCACUUUGUGUUCACUUCAGUUUGCUUGACUUUACAUGAAAUUGUUGCGUCAGUUAUUGUUUUAUCUAGUCCAAUAAGGAAAGACUAAAUACCCCGUUAUCAGCUUCAGUACAUGUGAUGUUAAUUCCAAUAUUAUGUUAAUAUAAAUGAAGACUUUUUAUUUUCGAUUAUUAUGUUCAAAUGAAAAUGUAAUGAUUUCAAUUUAUUUAAUAAUUCAAAUGAAUGAAUGAAUGAAUUAUUUUUUGUUUAUGAAUCAGGUGAAUUAUAUUAUGUAAUAAUUCAAAUUAAUGAAUCAAUUAAUUAUUUUUUGUUUAUGAAUCAGGUGAUCAUAAUUCAAUAAAGCUCAAUGUUAAUUUUUAAUUGCAUACUGGUUGGUACUUUGCAUAUUUAUAUGAAAAAGUUCUUAUAUUCUUCUUAUAUUUAUAUUUUAAAAGAGAGUUAUGUUUCUUUUCUUUCGGAAAUUAUGUUUAUUUUCAUGGGGUUUAUAUGUGAUUGUGUUCAACAUUCUGUUUCGGUCAAUAUUAUGUUUUAAAAUGUACUAAAAAUAGUUUUCACCAAAUUGAUGUAAAAUAGAAAAAUAAAUAAUCAAAUUUUCUAUUACCGGGAAUAAUAAGAUAUACCUUCACCAAAUCAGGUGUGCUUGAAAAGGGCAAUGUGUAGAAACAUGUCUAUUCUCCAACAGACUGAAGCUUUACUCCAGUUAGUUAGGUAUUUAAAUAAAAUUAUGAUAAUCUCCUUAUCUUGAUAUGAAUUCUUAUUUAAAUUAAAAUGGAGUAUAGUGUCAUCGGAAGAGCCUUAUUUUUCACAAUAGUCAGGUCAGAUUUCAAUGAAACCCUUUUAUAUUAUGAUUGUUCCAUUACUCCUCAAUCCCAUACAUUUGGUUAGGUGCCAUAGUUACAAGUUUUUUCAAAUGAGGUGCUUCCGAUGACACUAAAUUUAAGGUCUGUUGAUGGCAGGCAUGUGGUCCUUUUCAAGUCAGAUAUUGUCUUUUGUGCAUACACAGUUUGGCUUAAAAUGUGGGGUCGAAAUGCAAAAUCUAGAGUCCUCAUGCUUACAGCAGACAAGGAUACCCCAUGUAAGUUUCGCAAUUUUGUGUAGAUUUCCAGUUAAAAUUUCGAAUAUAAUUGAAAGCCAUUUACAACCAAUAAUACUGUAGACCGUGGUCACGGCAUUGGCGCGAAAAUUCUAGUUAAAAAGUGUCACCGCAAUUUGGGAAAUCCUGAAAAACGCGGAAAAUGUGUACAUGAGGUAUCUUUGCGAGGAAUCUAGAAUUUGUGGUUCGACAUCACCUUUUGGACUACCCUGUAAAAUUUACUAUUGUAGUAGAAAUUAAUGUUGUAGUAAAAUGACCCAAAAAUUGUAAAAGUUGCCCUUAAAGUAAUUAUUAUAUUCUCGAUGACGUAUAAUUCUGUUGUAUGUUUAUUCGUACCCUAUUUUCCUUUUCCCGUAUUUUUAUCUUUGAAUCCGGAUAGCGACAAACAUGCGCACAAAUGAAUAAACUCAGGCGCAGAAAGAAAGACUUUGUCGUAGUGACCUAUUUCAUUAUGUAAAUUAUUUUCGUGUCAUGUUAUAUCUUCAUGUCUACUCUCACUCAGACUCAUCACGUUUCUUUCUUUCGAACCUUUUUUCUAGGCGUAUGUUAGAUAUAAAAUUAAAUAUUUGUAACUAUAAUCAGUAUAAUCUCAUUUGAACUUGGUAUAGUUUAAAUAGAUUAAUUCAUAAGUCCUACUAGUCAAUCAGUAUCAUCAAGUGUUGCACUAAACUCACGUUGAAUUUUAACAGUUGAAAUGAGAUAACACUGCUAUAGACCGCCAGUGCGGAUUCGUCCCACUUAUAAUUGAGCUACUUUUUGUUUUAAAUGUUGUUUGUGUUAAUAAUAAUAUAAACAAAUAAAUGUAUACCAAGAA
Molecule: messenger RNA, 19198 nt
Organism: Helicoverpa zea (corn earworm)
Lineage: Eukaryota; Metazoa; Arthropoda; Insecta; Lepidoptera; Noctuidae
Exons: 7
Coding region: 733-16155 (5140 amino acids)
Source: RefSeq, a predicted model, not a curated record